Messenger RNA from Pyrenophora tritici-repentis Pt-1C-BFP, 1008 nucleotides. RefSeq names its product Atrophin-1 domain containing protein. The record is from RefSeq and is a predicted model, not a curated record. NCBI's taxonomy places the organism in Eukaryota, Fungi, Ascomycota, Dothideomycetes, Pleosporales, Pleosporaceae.
AUGUCAUCAUCUCAGAUGUAUACGCAGGACAGAGACGGAGGGCGUCGUAGCGACCUCACUGUCCGCGUACCAGCUAAUACUUCGUUCGAAGUUCCUGCAACUCAAGGCCCGACUGGAGGACCUACUGGAUCUGCCGGAAGUGCUCAGACUGAUUCGCCUUGCUCAUCUGGAAGCUCGUUGUCGCAACUCGGUCGCCAGCCUGCACCUGGACAAGAUCACGCGGCGCAGCAGCCGCCAACAACCCCUUGUCGAGCCCAUGUCACCUCUUCGGCUUCGCAGUUCACUUCUCCACCGUUCUCUCGCGGCCAGGCUGCGCAGAACUAUGGCGGCUCUCCCCAUAUGCUAACCCCGAAGAGAGUCAGCGAGCUUCAGUCUCCUCACAGGCAACGCAGCAGUUCUAAUGCCAGUCAGAUGUCCAAUAGCCCUCGUCGCCCGUCCUUCACUUCAAGUCUGCGUUCGCCAAGCAUGGUCAACCAGAUUGAUCCGUUCAACACGACCUCUUUGAGCGGUGUACCCGAGCAUCUCGCUGUGUCAGGCCUCGCUUUCCGUCAGGGUCAACACGAUCACGGCAGUUCGCGCAAUAGGAUCCCACCCAACCCCUUCGCGAGUCAAUUCGACCAGCUCUGGGCUGAGUACUAUAGGCUUGGUGCAGUCCAAGGAGGACCACCUGCCGCUUUGCCGUCGUCAACAUCCCCCUCCCACGAAAACUUUGCUUGGACAGUUCUCAUUAACACAGAAACUCAGGAUCUUGAGCACCCCAACGGCUCUUACGACAUGGACUAUGCUCGCAGCAUCUGCAUCAUGGGACUGAAGUGCAUGAGAGAGCUUAUCCAGGUCGUCUGCAAGCGCAACAACGAUUGGCGCAAGAUUGUGUGCGAUGUACCUGCCCCCCUCCAGCAGGCUAUCACUCACUUCCCCGAUCUUUGUGCCAAGUAUAAGGAUCUCAAGCAAGAAGCUCGUGAAGCACUUGGUGGCGGAAUCCCUCUGGGCUACAACGCUGAUAGGUAA